This is a messenger RNA of Linum tenue, 327 nucleotides long. The record is from the annotation of a GenBank genome assembly. NCBI's taxonomy places the organism in Eukaryota, Viridiplantae, Streptophyta, Magnoliopsida, Malpighiales, Linaceae.
AUGGGUUCGGCGAGAUUAACGUCGGUGUUGCUACUGGUUGCUAUUGUUCUGGGGUUAAGUUGUAGACAUAUAGCGACGGCCAGGCCACUUUUGGAGACAGAGCAGCAACAACAACGGGCGCUGAUUAUACAGUCGCUGCAAAGGGGACCGGUGCCACCGUCUAAAUCGUCGCCGUGCGGUCAUGUUCCCGGCCGUGGGAGUGGUCGGUGCCCGUUGAAUGAGAUGAACGUCGCCGGGUCCGGCCUCUUUGGGGUUCGGCCGCAUCCAGCACCGGCCGGUGAUGUUGUCGUCGCCAUGGAGGUCGCCCCCGUCGCUAAAGCCAACUAG